AUUCUGCGUCACCACCUGGGCGGGGCCGUUCGGUUGCUGACGACAUCAACCCGGCACCUGCCAACAUGGAAGGUGGCGACGGUAACGUCGCUGUGGCUGGCCUCGGGGCUCGAGGCUCCGGAGUGGCUGCAGCGACAGUCCGAGAACUUCUGCAGGACGAGUGUUAUAGUGACUUUUUAAACGAAGACUUUGAUGUAAAGACUUAUACUUCUCAAUCUAUUCAUCAAGCUGUAAUUGCUGAACAACUAGCAAAACUUGCCCAAGGAAUCAGUCAGUUGGACAAAGAACUACAUUUACAGGUUGUUGCAAGACAUGAAGAUUUACUGGCACAAGCAACUGGGAUUGAGUCGUUGGAAGGUGUUCUUCAGAUGAUGCAGAUGAGAAUUGGGGCUUUACAGGGAGCUGUUGAUAGGAUAAAAGCAAAAAUUGUUGAUCCAUACAAUAAGAUAGUUGCCCGUACUGCACAACUCGCAAGACUUCAGGUUGCCUGUGAUUUGCUUCGGAGAAUUAUUCGUAUCCUGAAUCUCAGUAAGAGACUCCAAGGACAACUGCAAGGGGGAAGUAGAGAGAUAACAAAAGCUGCUCAGAGUCUCAAUGAACUUGAUUAUCUUUCUCAAGGAAUAGACCUUACUGGAAUCGAAGUGAUAGAAAAUGAUCUACUUUUUAUUGCAAGAGCCCGACUUGAAGUGGAAAAUCAAGCUAAGCGCCUACUAGAACAGGGUUUGGAGACUCAGAAUCCAACUCAAGUCGGAACAGCUCUUCAGGUUUUCCAUAAUCUUGGAACUUUGAAGGAUACUAUUACCAAUGUUGUGGAUGGAUAUUGUGCUACUUUGGAAGAAAAUAUCAACAGUGCAUUAGACGUAAAAGUUUUGACUCAGCCUUCUCAGUCAGCUUUGAGAGGGGGUCCUGGACGAUCUACCAUGCCAACCCCAGGAAAUACUGCAGCUUUGCGUGCUUCACUCUGGACCAAUAUGGAGAAACUUAUGGAUCAUAUUUAUGCUGUUUGUGGACAGGUACAACAUCUACAAAAAGUACUGGCCAAGAAGAGAGAUCCUGUUUCUCACAUUUGUUUCAUUGAAGAAAUAGUUAAGGAGGGACAACCUGAAAUUUUCUACACAUUUUGGAAUUCAGUUACUCAGGCACUUUCUUCCCAGUUUCAUAUGGCAACAAACUCUUCUAUGUUUUUGAAGCAGGCAUUUGAGGGAGAAUACCCCAAAUUAUUACGUCUUUAUAAUGACUUAUGGAAGCGUCUUCAACAAUAUGGUCAGAAUAUCCAAGGGAAUUUUAAUGCCAGUGGAACUACAGACCUCUGUGUUGACCUACAACUCAUGGAAGAUGAUGCACAAGAUAUAUUCGUACCAAAAAAGCCGGAUUAUGAUCCAGAAAAGGCUUUGAAAGACUCACUACAACCCUAUGAGGCUGCUUAUCUAUCAAAAUCCUUAUCUCGACUCUUCGAUCCUAUCAACUUGGUUUUUCCCCCAGGUGGUCGUAAUCCUCCUUCCUCUGAUGAACUUGAUGGUAUCAUUAAAACUAUAGCAAGUGAACUAAAUGUUGCUGCGGUUGAUACAAACCUCACAUUAGCUGUGUCAAAAAAUGUGGCAAAGACCAUCCAGUUAUACAGUGUAAAAUCAGAGCAGCUUCUCUCCACACAAGGAGAUGCAAGUCAGGUGAUUGGGCCUCUUACUGAAGGACAGAGAAGAAAUGUGGCAGUAGUGAAUUCACUGUAUAAGUUGCACCAGUCAGUAACAAAGGUCGUUUCCAGUCAGAGUUCAUUCCCACCGGCAGCUGAGCAAACUAUAAUUUCAGCUUUAAAGGCUAUUCAUGCUCUUAUGGAAAAUGCUGUGCAACCCUUACUCACUUCUGUGGAAGAUGCUAUAGAGGCCAUAAUCAUCACCAUGCAUCAAGAAGAUUUUUCUGGGUCAUUACCCAGCUCAGGAAGACCUGAUGUUCCUUGUUCUCUGUACAUGAAGGAGCUACAAGGAUUCAUUGCCAGAGUUAUGAGUGACUAUUUUAAACACUUUGAAUGCUUGGAUUUUGUCUUUGACAACACUGAGGCUAUUGCCCAAAGAGCAAUUGAACUUUUUAUCCGCCAUGCCAGUCUCAUAAGACCUCUUGGUGAAGGUGGGAAAAUGCGACUUGCUGCUGAUUUUGCACAGAUGGAGUUGGCUGUGGGUCCAUUCUGCAGACGAGUAUCUGAUUUAGGAAAGUCCUAUCGGAUGCUGAGAUCAUUCAGACCUCUGCUCUUCCAGACAAGUGAACAUGUAGCCAAUAGUCCUGCACUGGGGGAUGUGAUUCCAUUCAGCAUCAUUAUUCAGUUUUUGUUCACGAGAGCACCUGCUGAGCUGAAAUCUCCUUUCCAGAGGGCAGAGUGGUCCCACGCACGCUUCUCUCAGUGGCUGGAUGACCAUCCAUCUGAAAAGGACAGACUCCUCCUCAUCAGGGGAGCCCUGGAAGCUUACGUUCAAUCAGUGAGAAGUAGAGAAGGAAAAGAAUUUGCACCCGUUUAUCCCAUAAUGGUUCAGCUGCUUCAAAAAGCUAUGUCUGCUCUUCAGUAACAGUAUGAAAUCUUUGUUCAUCUCCACUUUCUGCUAACCCAUUCACAGUUGGCGGUUAACACAUACUCCAAAAUACAGCUACUGUCUACUGUUUUAAGAAUGUAAUUGAUUGUUCUGCAUUUCCUAUUGAUCUUUAUUUACCUCCUUAUCACUUUAGUAUAAAAUUGUCAAGUCAUCAUCACAUCCUCUUAAUUUCAUGGGCUUGAUUUUUCCAGAAAGUUUUCCGCUUUCAGAUUUUUGUACAAGGCUAAAAUUUCUUUCCCAUCCAUAACUGAGUCCUCCUAUGUGUACAUAUACCCAAAGUCCCCACUUCUUUUAAAAGGAUAUGAUCAAGUUAUAUACCCUGCUUCCCCCAGCCCUGCCUUCUUCACUAAAUAAGCACGUUAGCUCAGUGGUUUCCAAACUUGGCUGCAUGUUCACAUUCACCAGGGGAGUUUUUAAAAAUCUUGAUGCUCAACUUGCACUCCAUAUUAAUUAACAUGUCUAGGAGUGGGAGCCUAACACCAGUAAUAAAAAAAAAAGAUCCCCAAAGUGAUGCCAAUAGACAACAAAGCUUAGGAACCACUGGCACAUCUCAAAGCUAAGAUACAGGGUUAAUCAGCCUUGAGAUGUCAUACUGGAUCUUUAAAUAAAGCAAGGCUUUCGUUAUACUGUCAUGGUAUUAAAAGCAGACCUUUGGGGCUGUCUAACCUUGUAACAAAGAUGCCACGUGAAAAAUAAACAUUUUUAUUCUAUAGCGAAAUAGUAGGUAAUCUAAGGCCUUAUUUUCUGAUUGACUGCUCUUGUUCCAUUAUUAACAGUUUUAAUUUUUAAAAUAUCAUGACUCUUAUUAGCAGUGUUAGGAAUCCGCCUUGUUUUCCAUCUCUUGAACCUGUUAUUCUGAGAACUCAUAAAAUUCAGCCAAUUAAUCAGCAGACGUCAGAGAUAAGCAAUUUUUUUUUCAAUUUAUUUGAAAUAAUAUACAAGAAUAUAGUGUGCAAAAUUUAGGGGCAACAUCAUGAAGUGUAAUGAACUGAAAUCAAUUUUACAGCUGUGAUUCCUAACCAGAAACACCACUUGGUAAGUAAUAUGAAAAGCCAUGAUUGUAGCUCAGAGCAAAAGCAGCUGUAUUGCCAAUGUAUUUGCUCUAAUUUUAGACAGUUGGAGGAAAAUUAAAGUGCAAGUGUUGCACUGCAAUAAGUGCAAAGUCUGCCCCCACCAUAAAGAUUAUGAUGACAAAAUAUAUUUAAGAUACAUGGCUGAGGAGAUAUAGAACACAGAGUUAAAAAUACAAUGGUGUUGACUGUUAAUAGCACCAUUACAGUGACUAUAUCCCAAUGCUAUUAACUAACUUUACCUUGGCCUGGGCUAGGUCUCAGUGGGAAAUAAUGGAUGGCUGCUGCCACCUGGUGCAUCAACUCGGCAUGCCAUGGUAACUGCAGCAAGUGGCUCUUAGGCUAGGGCACCAACCCCAGCCACCUGCCACAUGUUCUGGGUAGCCUCUUGGCACGGACCAGACUAGGAGCGCCUACGUUUGGCACAGAUGCUGAGCCAUGUGGUGGUUACUUGAGGAAAGGCCGACUCCCAGCUUCUGCUUCAUUCCAUCAUGUGUACAAUACAGAUUAAUAAGCAGUAAGGAGCCAAUGUAUAAACAGCAGUUACAUAUUUUUUUAAAUUCCCCUUUCGUACAAUUAUUUAAAAUAAAACAGGUAUACACUUCUCCUCUUUCUACUGUACUUUAGCACCACAGGAUAUCAAUUUUCAAGCCUAUAUUACCUGAUAGACAUAUAUGAAAUUUGGAAGAAGAAUAAGGCAAUUUGGUUUACAAUGUUGAUAGUUUUAACUUACUUAAUGCUCUAAUGGAGAAAGCAAAUCCUCACUCAUAUUAUUAAAUCAUUUCUAGACUCAAUGCUAUCAGUAACUUAUGGUCACACAAAAUCUGGACAAAUGGUGAGACCUUGAUCUUCUUACAUCUUUCCAUCAAGAGUCAACGUAUAUGCAAAUAUAGACUUAACAACAUAAGCAUCCUGGUUUAAUGUUGCUGUGAGCCCUGUGGAAAUAAAAUUAAACUCAGUGAAUGUUUACAAAUAGAGUAAUCCUACAUGUGAAAGCUAAGAUGAUGUAUAAGAUGUUUAAUAAAUUUACUAUUAGAAAAUA
Messenger RNA from Callithrix jacchus (white-tufted-ear marmoset), 4691 nucleotides. RefSeq names its product component of oligomeric golgi complex 5 (gene COG5). Gene Ontology annotation, cellular component: COG complex. NCBI's taxonomy places the organism in Eukaryota, Metazoa, Chordata, Mammalia, Primates, Cebidae. Gene Ontology annotation, biological process: intra-Golgi vesicle-mediated transport. The record is from RefSeq and is a predicted model, not a curated record.